Molecule: messenger RNA, 939 nt
Organism: Lampris incognitus (smalleye Pacific opah)
Lineage: Eukaryota; Metazoa; Chordata; Actinopteri; Lampriformes; Lampridae
Gene: csrp2
Product: cysteine and glycine-rich protein 2
Exons: 6
Coding region: 159-740 (193 amino acids)
Biological process (GO): muscle tissue development; sarcomere organization
Cellular component (GO): cytoplasm; nucleus; Z disc
Molecular function (GO): actinin binding; structural constituent of muscle
Source: RefSeq, a predicted model, not a curated record
AGAGAAGGCCACGCCCCCCUGGGCAAACGUGAGCCGUAGGAGCGGAGAGCCUCUGUUCGAACCAGCAGCGGAGCCGCACCGGACCUCAUCCCCGCACCGGACCUCAUCCCCGCGGGGUCCAUUCAGCAACCCGAACAGCGCGAAGAGAGCCGGCCAGCAUGCCCAACUGGGGAGGAGGCAACAAGUGUGCGGCGUGUCAAGGGACGGUGUACCACGCCGAGGAGGUCCAGUGUGAUGGGAAGUGUUUCCACAAGUGCUGCUUCCGCUGCAUGGUGUGCAGGAAGGGGCUGGACAGCACCACGUUGGCGAGCCAUGACCAGGAGAUCUACUGCAGGUCGUGCUACGGCAAGAAGUACGGCCCUAAAGGGUACGGCUACGGGUCUGGGGCCGGGACGCUGAACAUGGACCGCGGUGAGCGGCUGGGCAUCAAGCCGGAGCAGACCCAGUGUCACAGACCCACCACCAACCACAACCCGUCCAAGUUCGCCCAGAAGUUUGGAGGUUCUGAGAAGUGUUCCCGGUGUGGAGAGUCCGUCUACGCCGCCGAGAAGAUCAUAGGAGCAGGCAAGCCUUGGCAUAAGAACUGCUUCCGCUGUGCCAAAUGUGGGAAGAGUCUGGAGUCGACCACGCAGACGGAGAAAGAUGGAGAGAUCUACUGCAAAGCGUGCUACGCCAAGAACUUUGGACCUAAAGGCUUCGGUUAUGGCCAGGGUGCUGGGGCUCUGGUCCAUGCCCAGUGAAGAGCUUCAUCAUCUCCUCAGUUCAUUCCUCCUCCUCCUGUAUGACAGGAAAACCAGUGUAUACUUUGACUUCCGCCUUCUGCUGACGUUCAUCUUCUGCCUGUACAUUCUCCUGUGAAACGAGUUUAGUAUUCCACAACCUGAGCAAUUUACAAUUAAACUUUUCCAGACGAAACAAUUUUGACCCCCCAAUCUUUGU